UUACGUAAUGCAGGGGUAGAAAUAAAUCUUUCACAUUAGUUUCACAUCAAAUAAGAUAUACCCAGUGCAUUUUCAGCGUGAUGUUCGAUAUAAAUCAUUAUUGGAUCAAAUGAUAUAAGUUCAGUCUCGUGUAUGUGUUCAUGGUUUGUCAAAUAUUAUCACGAUUUACAUAAGAUCUGUAAACAUAAAAUGAGAAAAUUAUUGAUGAAUGUAUUACAUUCAGUAAAAGAAGAUACAUUUCUUAAUUGUUAAAAUUCUCGACACACGUACCUCAUUCUAUUGACAUAUUAUUUGACGUAUUAUUUUACAAAAGGAUAGGUGAAAAUUCACCAUUGCGUUAACUGAAGCCUCUUUCGGAAACCUGCGACAAUUGACAGUGUUGCUUUAAAUUCAAGAAGGUUUAAUUUAGACGGAAAUUUCGACAUUCUCAAUAGCAGGACAAAGAAAAAUGAGAGUGUGUUUUUAUAUGAACAGGAACGUGAAUAUAGUACUCUUGGUUGUAUUAGUGCUGAUGUUCCUUAUAAUAUCUCGCGAAUAUGUUGGGAGAAGUAUCAAGAAAAUAUUGAGCAAAGCGGUAAAUAACGACACCUUAGCAGCACCCUCACUAGCAUCGUAUCUAAGCAGACAGAAAUAUUUAGUUCUUUAUUACAAUCCCUCAACCUUUGUAAGUACAAAUCUCAAAUAUGCUAUGCCAUGUAAUUUUGAGAAAUGUGAAUGGAAUAACUGUGAACUAACGUUCGAUAAAAAUGAUGCCAGGGGAAGUGACGCUGUAAUUUUUGAUGGAAUGUAUAUUCCGAAGAAACUAAAUUUUACAAGACCAAACGGACAAGUUUGGAUAUUUGCUGCCCACGAAUCUCCACAAAUGUAUCACAUCGGAAAAAACUGGUGGUAUAAAAAUAAUUACGCCUUCAAUUGGACAAUGACUUAUGAUAAAGAUAAUACAGACAUUUACUUUCCAUAUGGAGAAAUAAGAAAAAGUAAGGUGCAUGUUCAUCGAUAUUUCGAGACAGUGGCUAGGAACAAGAAUAGUACGCGGCCCCUGAUGAUAGCGUCACACUGCACAACAAACGCUAAACGACAGCAAUAUGUCAAAGAACUUAAUAAACAUAUCAAUUUAACCAUAUUAGGUCGCUGUGGCAGGUUAUGGAAUUGUGGUAAACGUUUCCGUCAUGAUGAAUUUUGUUUUCGAAUUUUGAACAGAACAUAUUUAUUCUAUCUCGCAUUUGAGAACGCUUUCUGUCACAACUAUUUUACAGAAAAGUUUUUUGAAAAUUUUAAUUAUGACACAAUCAUGAUAACACGUGGUGGCCUUCCUGGAGAUGCAAAACGACUUUUUCCUGAAGGUUCCUAUAUUUCUACGGAUGACUUCAAGACCGCCAAAGACCUUGCUAUGUACUUGAGAAGUCUUACAGUCGCCGACAUAGUGAAACUGUUACAAAGGAAGAACCAGUUUUAUUCCACUGGAUAUAAACCUGUUUACCAAAGAGCAUUUUGUGACAUCUGCUACAGAAUGAAUUUUCAAAAGAAAUUUGAAAAAACUAUUCAAGAUAUGAAGAAAUGGGCCUUUGAUUCGAAACCGUGUCUUCACCCUAAAGAAGUGAAAGACAUUAGUUAGAUAUUAGUCAUUAAGCUUAAUAAUGAAACUAUAUAUCAUCUGAAAUGCAUAGAAGAUGAUUGGUUGUCCAUGUAUUUACUUCUACUUUAAAUGUGUUCCCUUCGAACAUUCUGUUUUUUGGAGAUAAAAUGAGUUUAAUAGUGUUAAAACGAUAACCAUUGAUAAGGCGGUUCAUUUGCGGAUGUAUGUGUAUGUGUGUGUCGGUGUGUGCGUUGGUGCGUGCGUGCGUUCGUGUGUGCAUACGUGUGUGUGUGUUUGUUCAAGAAGCAUUCAAUGGACCAGUACGAGGCAAUCGACCAACCGCCUACCGCCCGAGGACUUACACACGGGUCCACAUAUGUUUUUCUUCGAUUUAGCUUCGAUGCUAAUAUUUCUGUUGUUCCUUCAACAAUUUGGAAGUUCUCAUUUUCAUAGGUCAUACAGGAGUUCAUACACACCAUAUACGAAAUUUAUUACUAUCACGUGAUGAGAAGUGUAAAAUUUAACCUAAUGAGUGAUAGAGUAACGUUUACGGUUAUCUGAUUUGUAAAUAUUUUCUCAAACAAGCGGCUAUUUUGAAUCACGACUGUCAGAUAAAAGUUUUUUUUUUAUUUUCCUAAAAGGACCAUUUAACGUAAUGAAAAGCAUUAAAUUGCGUCGGGAGAAGGUGCAGUAGGUUUUGUUUAAGCAAAAACGUACAAAGGUUACGAUUCAAAUGUAGACUAUUGUACAUUUCACCACUUUGUUUAUUUCUUGGACCUUCAAGGCAAAAAAAUAAAGUGCAUAUGCAAGUGCUCUGAGAGUAGCUGUAUUUUUAAUUAAAAACAAAAUCAGCAGAUCUAAAGGGUGUUUUUGUAAACGUUAUUAAGGAUAAGCACAAAGGUGUUUGUGAUUAUUGUUGUUGUUGUUGUUUAAUUUAGAUGUUGUUUUGAUAUUUUGUAUUCAUUUUUUUUUGCUGCAAUAACAAAACGAUUCGUCCCCAUUACGGCUCGCCCUAGUAUUCAAUUAGUUUUAGCUUAUUAAGUAUAAUAUAUUUUAUUUGUUAAGAAAUGUCUUUGUUUUGGGUACAUCUUGGAGAAGAAAAUUAAAAAUAUGAACACACAAUUCAGCUUUAAUCAUUCUGUAUGGUAAAUUUUGCUUUUUAUUUUUAUUCCCUGGUUAAAGUAUACGAUUCAUCCCCAUUUUGAUAGGUUUAAAAACAUUUAAUAACUUAAUACAAUUUAUUAAUGAAUUUUAAAUUUUGAAAAGUCAGAAACUUUGUAUGCAUUAAACAAAUUUCUAUUUUGAGUUUGUUUUUCUAUAUAAGUGGAAUUAUAAGUAGCUUCUUUUCCUUCAUAGCAAGAUUUAAAAAAAAAAAUAAAGCAUAAUCUAAGUAUCAAGGUGAAGCUGUGACAGCCACACAUAAGGUCAAAUGAUAAUAUCCACAUUUAUGUUUCAUCAUAAGCAUUUUAAUUAUCGAUAUGAUUUAAAAUUAUCAAAUUAUCACCAUCAUUGGACAGUAGUUUUAAUGCAUAAUGCGUCAUGUGCGAAAUAAUUACCACGCACCUUUAUUUGCUGCUUUAAAUGGCAUAAUAGCGCAUAUGAAAAUGCUGAAGUAUUUUUCGAAUUUACAGUUGUUUAUUAAUUAAAAUGUUUUCUUUUCAUUUUAGUUUGUCAGAAUAUCUUCUGUUAACAUACUUGUACUUGUGAUUCAUGGAG
Molecule: messenger RNA, 3292 nt
Organism: Ruditapes philippinarum (Manila clam)
Lineage: Eukaryota; Metazoa; Mollusca; Bivalvia; Venerida; Veneridae
Product: glycoprotein 3-alpha-L-fucosyltransferase A-like
Exons: 3
Coding region: 449-1615 (388 amino acids)
Cellular component (GO): membrane
Molecular function (GO): alpha-(1->3)-fucosyltransferase activity
Source: RefSeq, a predicted model, not a curated record